AUGUGGAGCCUCGAUUACCUAGAUGGCAACUUUGCCGCAGACCCUGUUGAGAUCCGCGAGGUAUGGGACUCUAACCUGGAGGAGGAACUCUCUCUCAUUCGUUCUAUUAUCGCGGAUUACCCCUUCAUCUCUAUGAACACCAAGUUCCCCGCCUUCCUAAUUCCCUCCGCCAUCACUUCCCCGACUUCAUUCGUAUUCAAUUACCAGAAUAUCAAAAGCAACAUCGACGCCAUCAAACUCAUCCAACUCGGCCUCACCUUCUUUAACUCUUCAGGCCACCUCCCUCACUUCGGCUCUCCCCCUCGUCCUUGCAUUUGGCAGUUUAAUUUCCGCGAGUUCGACACAACAAGGGACAUCUUCGACCGCAACCAUAUGGACUUUCUCCGCCGCAGCGGCAUGGACAUAGAAAAGAAUCACCUCCUCGGCGUCACCGCCGAUCACUUUUCCGAACUCAUCAUCUCAUCCGGCAUCGUGCAGAAUAAUUCCGUCCAAUGGAUUACUUUCCACAGUUAUUUAGACCUGGGAUAUCUUCUCAAAACGUUAACUCGCCACAAUCUACCGGACUCUCAUGAGGGUUUCUUACGUUCUGUGCUGCGGUAUUUUCCUAAAAUCUAUGACAUCAAGACGUUGAUGAAGCUCUGCAACAACCACUCUCCACGCGUGUUGAAUAAGGUCGCGGAGGAUCUUGGAUUGAAUAGAGUGGGAAGAUACCACCAAACUGGAUCAGAUAGUUUGCUCGUCGCUGCUGUUUUCAGGAAGUUGAAAGAUCAUUUUUUUCUUAGAUCUAUCGAGAGAUACGCUGGAGCUUUACGUGGUCUUAGCCUUGAUUGA
Molecule: messenger RNA, 831 nt
Organism: Dendrobium catenatum
Lineage: Eukaryota; Viridiplantae; Streptophyta; Magnoliopsida; Asparagales; Orchidaceae
Product: probable CCR4-associated factor 1 homolog 7
Exons: 1
Coding region: 1-831 (276 amino acids)
Cellular component (GO): CCR4-NOT core complex; CCR4-NOT complex; P-body
Molecular function (GO): nucleic acid binding; poly(A)-specific ribonuclease activity
Source: RefSeq, a predicted model, not a curated record